Moneuplotes crassus is the source of this 399-nucleotide messenger RNA. Lineage: Eukaryota; Ciliophora; Spirotrichea; Euplotida; Euplotidae. The record is from the annotation of a GenBank genome assembly.
UUGAAUUUAAUAUUUUUCUCUUCCUUUUAAGACCUUUGGCAUCUUCUGAUCCUUCUCUGACCCAGUACUUUGAGUAUCAGACAUCUGUCUUGGCCCACCACUCCAAAAUUUUUUGUUCUUGCUCUCAAUGAAGGUAGUAGCAGAAAAUGCUCUCAGACCUUUAUCAGUAAGUGCUUCUUCUUUUUGUUGUUGAAAACCCUGAGUCUUCUCAUCUUUUCUCAGUAUUCGUAUUUCUUCGUUUCCUUGUGUAGGAGAUCCUUCUUUUUGGAGGAAGCCUGUUGAGGUCUUGAUAAGCAUGUCCGACACAGUCUUGAUUAUCAGUGCUUGACCCAGUCUUUAUAAAGAACAGUGUUGUUAAGGAGUCUAUAAAUCAGCCCUAUCGAGACUUCUCAUUCUUCC